AUGUCGUCCUAUGCUGGGGCCUCCAUCGCCGGCGGCGGCGCUGCUCGCGGCCGCAGCCGCAGCUUCGGGAGUCGCAGCAGCAACGGGGCCGACGGCAAUGGCGCCGGGGUGUUCGUGAGGGCGGGGGCCGACAACGAGAUGUACGUGCGGGCGGACAAGAUCGAUUUCAAGAACCUGGACGUGCAGCUGGAGAAGACGCGGUCGCAGGUGUGGCUGGAGCACCAGCGGUCGCAGCGGUCGGCGUCACCGCGGCCGGAGACGCCGCUGCUCGAGUGGGAGAUCGACCUUGCCAAGCUCGACAUCCAGAACCAGAUCGCGCAUGGCACCUUGGGCGUCGUCUACCGCGGCACCUACGACGGCCACGACGUCGCAGUGAAGGUUCUGGACUGGGGGCAUGAUGGGCAGGACACGGCGGCGAAGCACCGCGAGGCCUUCGAGAAGGAGGUCGCCGUCUGGCAGAAGCUUGACCACCCCAACGUCACUAAGUUCGUGGGCGCGUCGAUGGGGACGUCGCAGCUGAAGAUCCCCAAGCAGGGGUCCACCUCCUCCUCCUCCUGCGGCGGUCGCACCGCGCCGAACGAGUGCUGCGUCGUCGUGAUCGAGUUCCAACACGGUGGCACGCUUAAGACGCUGAUGUACAACCACCGGGACAAGAAGCUUUCCUACAGGAAGGUCGUCCGGCUCGCGCUCGAUCUCGCUAGAGGGCUGAGCUACCUGCACUCGAAGAAGAUCAUGCACCGCGACGUGGAGGAGGAGAACAUGCUGCUGGACCGGAAGCGGACACUGAAGAUCGCCGACUUCGGUGUGGGGAAGCCGUACGACCACAAGUGUGACGUGUACAGCUUCGGCAUCCUGCUGUGGGAGACCUACUGCUGCGCCAUGGCCUACCCCAACUACAGCCUCGCCGACAUCUCCUACCACGGCAUCCGGCCAGACAUUCCGAGGUGCUGUCCACGGGCGAUGGCGGACAUCAUGACGCGGUGUUGGGACGGGAACCCAGACAACCGGCCGGAGAUGUCGGAGGUGGUGGCGCUGCUGGAGAAGAUCGACACCAGCAGCGCCAAGGGCGGCAUGACCCCCGUCGACGACGUUGCGCAGGGGUGCUCCUGCUUCGGCUUCAACCGCAGCGUCGCCUAG
Miscanthus lutarioriparius is the source of this 1137-nucleotide messenger RNA. Lineage: Eukaryota; Viridiplantae; Streptophyta; Magnoliopsida; Poales; Poaceae. The record is from the annotation of a GenBank genome assembly.